Messenger RNA from Anopheles cruzii, 7119 nucleotides. RefSeq names its product histone-lysine N-methyltransferase, H3 lysine-79 specific (gene gpp). The transcript is spliced from 7 exons. Gene Ontology annotation, biological process: DNA repair; DNA damage checkpoint signaling; regulation of transcription regulatory region DNA binding. The record is from RefSeq and is a predicted model, not a curated record. Lineage: Eukaryota; Metazoa; Arthropoda; Insecta; Diptera; Culicidae. Gene Ontology annotation, cellular component: nucleus. Bases 1 to 7119 code for a protein of 2372 amino acids. Gene Ontology annotation, molecular function: histone H3K79 methyltransferase activity.
AUGGCCACGCCGAACUAUAAGGAGCUGAAGCUGCAGUCGCCGGCCGGUGCCGAGCCGUUCCUGUACAACUGGCCGUUCUCGAUCGGUACCGGGCACGAUUCCGGGAUCGAGCUGAUCGAGAACGUGCGCUGGGUGUGCGAGGACAUGCCGGAGAUCAAGUCGGCGAUCGAGGAGAUCGAUCUCAACAAGCUGGACACGGGCGAUUACGACGCGAUGAAGAAUCUGUGCGAUCGCUUCAAUCGUGCGAUCGACAGCGUGGCCGCACUGGAAAAGGGAACAUCACUGUCGGCCCAAAGGUUUACGUACCCGUCGCGGGGCCUCCUGAAGCACAUCAUCCAGCAGGUGUACAACCAGGCGGUGGUGGAACCGGAGAAGCUCAACCAGUACGAGCCGUUCUCGCCCGAAGUGUACGGCGAAACGUCGUUCGAUCUGAUCUGCCAGAUGAUCGAUCAGGUGAAGAUCAGCGCGGACGAUGUGUUCGUCGACCUCGGCUCGGGUGUGGGGCAGGUCGUGCUCCAGAUGGCCGCUUCGACGCCGGUGAAGGUGUGCUUCGGCAUCGAGAAGGCGGACGUGCCGUCCAAGUACGCCGAGGGCAUGAACACGACGUUCAAGCUGUGGAUGCGGUGGUUCGGCAAGAAGUACGGCGACUACGAGCUGAUCAAGGGCGACUUUCUGGCGGACGAGUACCGGGAGAAGAUAACGGCGGCCACGAUCGUGUUUGUGAACAACUUUGCGUUCGGCCCGAACGUGGACCACCAGCUGAAGGAACGGUUCGCCGACCUGAAGGAUGGAGCGCGGAUCGUGUCGUCGAAGAGCUUCUGUCCGCUGAACUUUCGCAUCACCGACCGCAAUCUGAGCGACAUCGGGACGAUCAUGCACGUGAGCGAGAUGAGCCCGUUGCGGGGCUCGGUGUCGUGGACGGGCAAACCGGUGUCGUACUAUCUGCACAUCAUCGAUCGCACCAAACUGGAGCGGUACUUCCAGCGGCUCAAAACGAAGGGCACCGAUGAUGGCACGGGCAGUGGCGUGACCGGCAGUGGUGGCAGUGGCUCUCAGUCGACGCGCGCUUCACGAUCACGCAAGGAGAACGCCAGCAGCCAGCAGAAAGCACUGGCCGCCAUGAACGAUGACAGCACGUCCGAUAGCGAUGCAGAUGGCGGUAUGGUGGUGUCGUCGGCGACCGGCGCACGGAAGCUGUGGGCCGACUGGAACAGCAGCAAGGACGGCAAGACGAGCCCGUCGGAGGAGGAGAACAACAACAAUAGCAACAAUUCGCCCGUUCUGCGCAACGGCCGGAUACCGGUGGGGACGAAGAAGCGACGCAAGAUAACGCGCACCAAGGCGACGGUCAAAAAGUCGGAACUGGGAGCCGCCGCUGCCGCGAUGCUGGCGCCGAGUGCCGCCGCAGCGAUGGCACUGUCCAUGGGUGCCGUGUCAGGGCCUCCGGGACCCGGUGGUAAGAAGCGAGGACGGGUCAAGAAGGGGGGACGCCAGCGGCGACCGCUCAACAUUGCCGGGCUGGAUCUGCUGCACAACGAAACGCUACUGAGCACGUCGGAGCAGAUGAUCGGCAAGCGGCUUCCACCGGCGCGGGGCUGCGUGGAUCAGCUGCUGACUUCGCUCGCGGGUGAUAUGCAGCACAGCGAGCUGGACAUUCCCGAUGCGCCGUCCGAGACACCGUACGCGCUGCAGAUACUGCUGGACCUGUACAAAUCACAGUUUAUGCGGGCGAUCGAUGCGAUGCGCAAGCCGUCCUACAGAGACAACGUGCAGCAGCAGAUCGAGCGUGAAAGGGAGCGCAACCAGUGGCUACUGAACCGGGCCGGCCAGCUGGAGAAGCAGAUCAAGGUGCUGAUCGAUGACAGUGUGGCUCUGCUGAAGGCGCGCAUGAACGAACUGGGCAUCAGCACGACGAGCCAGAAUGAUCUGCUGUGCAAAGCGAAGGAGAUCGUCGGGCGGCACAAGGAGCUGCAGGUGAUGGCGGCCAAGCUGCAGAACCAGGUGAACGUCAUGGAGCAGGAACAGAAGCGGCUGGUGGUGCAGCACGUGUCCAAGCUGACGGAGCAACAGCAGCAGCAGCAGCAGCAGCAGCAGCAGUACAGCACCAUCAUCAAGGCCGAGGACGUGGAACUGACGCCGUCGAGCUCGAGCGAGCUGGUGCUGAAAGCGAUCGCCAACACGUUGGCGCAGCGCAAGAAGCUGAACGCGCAGGUUUCCAACCUCGAGAACGAGCUGAAUCUGAUCGAGAAACUGACCGACGAACGGAAAGUUACGAUGGCCGUCGGAGGGCCAGCGGCAACCUCCAACACGGCCACCAUCAUAACCGUUGCCCGCGCCACGGAAGUUCGCGAUCGAGGAGGAGUGCAUCAUCCUCAUCAUUCGCAGCAAAGCCAGGGUGUACCCCCGGGUGUGACGAUCGCCGUUGGCGGCCCCCCAGCGAGACAGGCAGGUUCCGGUGGUUCCAGCUCGUCGAACCGUGGCUCGCAGCGGAAAUCGCGCGAACACCGGACACGCUCGCAAGAGUGGCCCGAAAUUCCGGACAUUGGCAAGAUCGAGGAGAACAAUCCGGAGAUAUUGGCCCAAAAGAUUCUCGAAACGGGCCGGCAGAUCGAGGCGGGCAAACUGUUGGCGGCUGGCAAGCACGCCUCCUCGGCUAAGGAUCACCGUGGUGCCGGCGGGGACGUUGGAAAGCAGCAUGCGCCGUCGGGUGCGGCGGCGGUGGUCGUUACUCUUGGUCCUCAGCCGACCGUAGCCGCCCAGCAACAGCAGCUGCAGCAGCAACAGCAGUUCCAUCAUCCACCAGAUGCCGCCCUUAUGCCAGCGCCCGUUUCGACCAUCAAUAAGGUCCACCACCAUCCGCGCGGGGCCAGCGGUGGGUCUUCCGGGGUGCCGUUGACUCCACAAACCGGAUCACAACUUCCGAAAUGCUACGUACCUGGGCCGGAUCCGCACGGACAACGUUCAGCGGCGGCGGCAACAUCGACGGCAGAGGCCGGUGGUGGCCGCGGAAGUGGAAAGAUGCACGAUUCGCACAAGGUGGUCAACUUUGAGGAUCGCCUGAAGAGCAUCAUCACCUCCGUGCUGCAAGGAUCGCCGAAAACGAGCUCAACCGCUUCACCCGGAUCGUCGAGUAGUGCUGCCAGUGUUCCGGUCGCAUCGGCCGGUUCUGCGCCACCAGCAUCGCACCGUCAAGCGAUGCUGGUCGAACCGCACUCCGGUGGGUCACCGUUGAAAUCGGGAUACGGUGUGGCUCCCGGUGCUGGCAAGACGACAGUUUACCUGCAAUCGUCACCCGGUGUCGUUGCUAGUUCGCAUCAUCCGCAUGCGGCGAUGGUCGUUGCUCACGACAUGUCGGCACGAUCGGCCGGAGUUCCCAGCCCAACGGCACACCAUCCUCAGCAACAUCUUAUGCACCAUCAGCAGCAGCAGCAGCUACUUCAUCAUAACCCGCACGCAUUACACCAUCAACAACAGCACGGCGGCGCAAUGCUGAAUGUAAUUACGAGUGGUCAGCAUCAUCAUAGCCUCAACCCCGUUACGACCUCUUCGCCCGUGCCAACGGCAUCGUCUCCGUACAAGAUGCACCCCACCAAUGCCUCGACGAAGAUCUCACCGAGCAAGUACCAACACUAUCCGAAGGGAGGGACGGCUGUCCCACAGCAGCAGCAGCAGCAGCAGCACCCAGGCAUCCCGAGUCAUCACUCGCCGGGUGGGGCCGCCAUCAGCACCCAUCAGCAAAUCUUGCAGCAGCAACAGGAACGGGAACGCAUCGAUCGAGAGCGAUCGGUCGCUUUGCUGUACGCAACGCACGGUGGAGCAGCGCACGGUGCAGACCACCCGAUGCAUCACCAUCACCAUCACCGUGGCCCACCAAUGGCCGGAGCCGAGGGUAAGAUGGAGUUUAAGGCACCGGAAAACUUCCGCUUCGAUCCACGCGCCAACCCGGCACCGAUCGAUGCAACGGUGGCGACGGUGGCGUCCUCGGGAGGCGGGCUCCAAAGUCACUCGCGCAGUUCGUCCACCAACUCGCUCGACAGUCUUCCGAUGGACUACGGGCCACCGGCCACGGGUGGGUCCGGUGGUCGUUAUCACCACCUCGGCGGCGGCGGUGGCGGUCAACAGCAACCGAUACCACUGGUGACGCACUCCCCCGGCCAUGGUUCGUCGUCAUCUUCGUCGUCUUCCUCGCAGCAGCAUCUGUUGCAGCAGCAGCAGCAGCACCCGCAACACGCCGGUGGCCACGGAGGAAACAACUCUCGGCCCGGUUCGACUUCCUCGCAGCCCGACUACACGCAGGUUUCGCCGGCCAAGAUGGCUCUCCGGAGGCAUCUGUCCCAGGAGAAACUUACGCACCCUUCGGCGGCCGGCGGUGGACCAUCGGCGGCAGGUCACGGUGGCACGGCGAAGACGAUCGGUGAUCUGGUGAACGGGGAGAUCGAACGUACGCUGGAGAUCUCGAACCAGUCGAUCAUCAACGCAGCCAUCAACAUGUCCGCGCACCCCCCUCCAGCGGUGACGGGCGGUGGCGCGGCCGUUGCGGCACACAACACGGUCAUCAACACGAACGUGCAGCGUCCGGAGCGGGUCAGCAUCCGGUUGCUGGAGGAUGGGGCCGGUCAGUCGGUGGUCGGACCACCGAGUGCCUACAGUCCCAUCUCGCGGCCGGGCAGUGUCGGGGAGCAGAGCAAAUCGCCGAUCCAUCAUCUGCACGGUGGUGGUCAGGUGGUUGCCCCGCAACCGCAAGGGUACAGCCCGAAAGUGAUCGGUGCGAAGGGAGGAACCGUUCCGGGUGCAACCGUAUCGCCCCGAUCGAUGGCCACCACCGCACAGCAACAACAGCAACAGCAACAAUACUCACCAGUUCCUCCGUCCGGUGGGAGUGCUGGCCCCGGUUAUCAGCAACAGCAGACGUUGGGCUCCGGACGGCAUGAGCCGCUCCCGUACAUGGCGCUGCCCCGUGCCGACAUGAAACCCUACCUGGAGUCGUACUUUAGCGAUGAGCAGAAGCGGCAACAGCAGCUCCACCAGCAGCAGCAGCAGCACCAUCUGCAGCACCCGAUUCAGUCGCCAUCGCCAUCGUCGUUAUCGUCUUCCCACAGUGCCCAUCACCAGCAGCAGCAGCAGCAGCACGGCAUUAUGCACCGUGGCGGCGGUCCGGGACACCCCGGGGUGGUGGAUCUGCACCAUCGAGGCUCGGCCGUGGUGAUUGAGCCGGCGUCCGGUAUGAUGGCACGAUCGCGUGACAUGCUGCUCAUGGACGAGGGCCGCAUGGUGGAUCGCCUCAAUGGGGGACCCCCUCUGGAAGGACUUGCAGCGUCAUUGCAAGCGCGCGUCAUUGCCACGCUAAAGAUCAAGGAAGAGGACGAAGAGCGCAACCGGCGCGAUUUGGUGGGAACGGCCAUCCACCAUCACCAUCACGGUAACUCCGUGAACCUUAGCAGCAGCAGUAGCAGCAACAACAGUAGCAAUAUCCACGGUGGAAGUGGUGGCCUUCAGAUAGUACAAACCGCACACAUUAAGUCUGAAAAAUACGCCUCAUCAUCAUCAUCUUGCUCCUCAUCAUCAACCUCUUCGCAAUCGUCCUCUUCGUCGAUGGCCCUGAAGCGAACGUCACCGAUCAUCGAACAUCCGGCCGGCACUCGGCCACCGAAGAUGCUCUACACGACCUCUGCGUCGUCGUCGUCGGUGGCAUCGUCGGCGCCGGUGGCCACUAGCGAAGCGAUGCUCAUCCACAGCAACGCACAGGCGACGGAAUUGCACCACCACCAUCGGGGGGGUACCGUUUCCGGGCCGCCGAAUGUCGCAGCCACCGGUGCUGGGCCACCACCGGUUAGUGGUGGUGGUCGCACCAGCGGGCUACUGGUUGCUCCGCCGAUGGUGAUGAGUCCGGAAAUCAAUUCCCUCUCGGUCGACGACGAUGGUCGGCGCCAUCUGCAUCAUCCGCUGCACCAGCAGCACCACCACAACCACCACCAGCUGCAGCAGCAGCAGCAGCAGCACCACCAUCAUCAGCUGCACUUGCGGCAACACCAACACUCGCGGAAUGACGUUGACGAUGAUGUGGUCGGUGACGACGAGUCGAGCUGGCACGAUCGGGUCAGCUCCGGGUUCGAUCGGCUGGUGGCUUUCGCUUCGACGGAGCUCGAUAAAACGCGCCGCUCCAACGAGGAUGCCCCACCAUCGUCCACGAGCUGCACGACCUCCCCGGACAGUGGCAUCAACCAGAGCGAUCACAGCCGCACGUUCCUGUCGUCGUCCUCGUCGUCUUCGCAGCUCGAUGUGCCACCGAGCAGUGCGAGCGCAGGCAGUACGGCCAGCAGCACCGGAAGCGGUAGCAGCAGCAGCAUCAUUAGCAGCCUAAGCGGCAGCGUUGGCUCGACGGCCGGUGGUGCCACACUUGGCAGUGGUGGCGGCGGCGGCGGUGCUGGGUUGAUGAUGAAGCACAUGAUUCCGAUCAUCAAAUCUUCGCCAGCGGAACCGGUCGAUAGUCCGCCACUGUCGGAUGUGGGGUUACCGAGAACACCGAGCCCUUCGUCGAGCCCUCCGCUUCUGUUCAGCCAAGUGGCAGCUGCGGUCGGUGGCGUUGGUCAAACAACGAUCGUACAACCCGCGCUACUGCAUCCCGGGAGCGGUGCAAGUGGCCUAAAUCCGGCCGCCACCAGCAAUACCAACAGUUUAGGCAUUCCGCUCAAGUACCAGCGUCAGUCAAAGUCCUCGUCGUCGUCGUCCGCCAAGCACUACAAGAAAAAGUUUCGCGAACGCAACUGGGAAGAGUACGAGGAAAGUUUGAGCGGUGGCCGGAACAGUGCCAUCAGUGGCGGUGAUGCGAUGGAUCAGACGGACUUUACCGAUUCAGGGCACGCCGGCAGUGGUACCGGUGCUUCACAUGUCCUGCAGCCAUCGUCACUAGAGCCAGGCACGGCAGCACCACCAACACCAGUAACUUCCUCCACCGUAGCGGGCGAUAGCAGCUCCCAUCUUCACCACAAGCACAAAUCGGCCAAAUUUCGCCCGAAAGGCAAAGACUGGAACUGGGACGAUGAGCACUCGAACGCAUCGUCCAGUUCGGCCAGGGCGGCUGCUCGAUCGGCCGGCAGCAGCACCACCACAACGACCUGA